GGAGGUGUAGCUUUCAAGUUGCAGAGCAGUGGUAACUGCUAGUGUCUCUUAGGAGUGUGGUACCUGGAGUUUAGGGACUCCACCGGUGACAAUGACAGCAGAUGAGUUGGUUUUCUUUGUGAAUGGCAGAAAGGUGGUGGAGAAAAAUGCAGAUCCAGAAACAACCCUUUUGGUCUACCUGAGAAGAAAGUUGGGGCUGAGCGGGACCAAGCUUGGCUGUGGAGAAGGGGGCUGCGGGGCUUGCACAGUGAUGCUUUCCAAGUACGACCGUUUCCAGAACAAGAUCGUCCAUUUUUCUGCCAAUGCCUGCCUGGCCCCCAUCUGCUCCUUGCAUCAUGUUGCCGUGACUACUGUGGAGGGAAUAGGAAGCACCAAGACUCGGCUGCAUCCUGUGCAGGAGAGAAUUGCAAAAAGCCAUGGCUCCCAGUGCGGGUUCUGCACCCCUGGCAUCGUCAUGAGCAUGUACACGCUGCUCCGAAAUGAGCCGGAGCCCACCGUGGAGGAGAUUGAGAAUGCCUUCCAAGGAAACCUGUGCCGCUGCACAGGCUACAGGCCCAUCCUCCAGGGUUUCCGGACCUUUGCCCGGGAUGGAGGAUGCUGUGGGGGAAGUGGAGACAACCCAAACUGCUGCAUGAACCAGAAGAAAGACCACACAGUCACUCUCUCCCCAUCUUUAUUCAAACCAGAAGAGUUCAUGCCCCUGGAUCCCACCCAGGAGCCCAUCUUCCCUCCAGAGUUGCUGAGGCUGAAGGACACUCCCCAGAAGCAGCUGCGCUUUGAAGGGGAACGUGUGACCUGGAUCCAGGCCUCCACCCUGCGGGAGCUGCUGGAACUCAAAGCUCAGCACCCUGACGCCAAGCUCGUGGUGGGGAACACGGAGAUUGGCAUUGAGAUGAAGUUUAAGAACAUGCUCUUUCCUCUUAUUGUCUGCCCGGCCUGGAUCCCUGAGCUGAAUAUGGUGACACAUGGACCAGAGGGCAUCUCCUUUGGAGCUGCGUGCCCCUUGAGCUCUGUGGAAAAGAUCCUGGUAGAUGCAGUUGCCAAGCUUCCUGCCCAGAAAACUGAGGUGUUCAAAGGAUUCCUGGAGCAACUGCGCUGGUUUGCAGGGAAGCAGGUCAAGUCUGUGGCGAGCAGGGAGAGAAUGGAUUUCACUGGCGGGCUGUCCUCUGCCCCCUGUGCAACCCCCAGCCUCUCCCUCACGUUGGCCCUCUUCUUCCUGUCUCUACCAGGCACCAGGAGAACUGUUCGGAUGGACCACACCUUCUUCCCUGGCUACAGAAAGACCCUGCUAAGUCCGGAGGAGAUAUUGCUUUCCAUUGAGAUCCCCUACAGCAGGGAGGGUGAGUUUUUCUCAGCAUUCAAGCAGGCCUCCCGGCGAGAAGAUGACAUUGCCAAGGUGACCAGUGGCAUGAGAGUCCUAUUCAAGCCAGGGACCACAGAGGUGAAGGAGCUGGCCCUUUGCUAUGGAGGAAUGGCCGACAGAACUAUCUCAGCCAUCAAGACCACUGCAAAGCAGCUGUCCAAGUUCUGGAAUGAGGAGCUAAUGCAGGAUGUGUGUGCAGGCCUGGCCGAGGAGCUGCACCUGGCCCCUGAUGCCCCUGGCGGCAUGGUGGAGUUCCGGCGCACCCUCAGCCUUAGCUUCUUCUUCAAGUUCUACCUGACAGUGCUUCAGAAGCUGGGCAAAGAGAACCCUGAGAACUGUGGCCUGCUGGACCCCACCUUCACCAGUGCCACUCUGCUCUUCCACAAAGACCCUCCAGCCAACGUCCAGCUCUUCCAAGAGGUUCCCAAAGGUCAGUCUGAGGAGGACAUGGUGGGCCGUCCCAUGCCCCACCUUGCCGCCAACAUGCAGGCCUCCGGGGAGGCAGUGUACUGCGAUGACAUCCCCCGCUACGAGAACGAGCUGUCUCUCCGGCUGGUCACCAGCACCAGGGCCCACGCCAAGAUCAAGUCCAUAGACACUUCAGCAGCUAAGAAGGUGCCAGGGUUUGUUUGCUUCCUCUCAGCUGCCGAUAUUCCUGGGAGUAACACAACUGGACUUUUUAAUGAUGAAGUAGUCUUUGCGGAAAGUGAGGUAACUUGUGUUGGACACAUCAUUGGUGCUGUGGUUGCUGACACUCCAGAACAUGCACAGAGGGCAGCUCAAGGGGUGAAAAUUACCUAUGAGGACCUUCCGGCUAUUAUCACCAUUGAGGAUGCUAUAAAGAACAACUCCUUUUACGGAUCUGAGCUGAAGAUCGAGAAAGGAGACCUCAAGAAGGGGUUUUCCGAAGCAGAUAAUGUUGUUUCAGGAGAGUUGUACAUCGGUGGCCAGGAGCAUUUCUAUCUGGAGACUCACUGCACCAUUGCUGUCCCGAAAGGAGAGGCCGGGGAGAUGGAGCUCUUUGUGUCUACCCAGAACACCAUGAAGACACAGAGUUUUGUUGCGAAAAUGUUGGGGGUUCCAGAAAACCGGAUUGUAGUCCGAGUGAAGAGAAUGGGAGGAGGCUUUGGAGGGAAGGAGACCAGGAGCACUAUACUGUCUACAGCAGUGGCCUUGGCUGCAUACAAGACAGGCCGCCCCGUACGCUGCAUGCUGGACCGUGAUGAGGACAUGCUGAUAACUGGUGGCAGACAUCCCUUCCUGGCCAGAUACAAGGUUGGCUUCAUGAAGACUGGAAAGGUCGUGGCUCUGGUGGUAGACCACUUCAGCAAUGCUGGAAACACCGAGGAUCUCUCUCGGAGUAUAAUGGAACGAGCUCUAUUCCACAUGGACAACUGCUAUAAGAUCCCCAACAUCCGGGGCACAGGGCGGGUGUGCAAGACCAACCUGCCCUCCAACACGGCCUUCCGGGGCUUUGGGGGUCCCCAGGGGAUGCUCAUUGCAGAGCAGUGGAUGAGUGAAGUCGCAGUGACCUGUGGGCUGCCAGCGGAGGAAGUGCGGAGGAAAAACCUGUACAAAGAAGGGGACCUGACACACUUCAACCAGAAGCUUGAGGGGUUCACCCUGCCCAGGUGUUGGGAUGAAUGUCUAGCAAGCUCUCAGUAUCACGCUCGGAAACGUGAAGUCGACAAGUUCAACAAGGAGAAUUGUUGGAAAAAGAGAGGACUGUGCAUAAUCCCAACCAAGUUUGGAAUAAGCUUCACUGUGCCUUUUCUGAACCAGGCAGGAGCCCUGAUUCACGUGUACACAGAUGGCUCUGUGCUGCUGACCCAUGGGGGCACUGAGAUGGGCCAAGGCCUGCACACCAAGAUGGUCCAGGUUGCCAGCAGAGCUCUGAAAAUCCCCACCUCCAAGAUUUACAUCAGUGAGACGAGCACUAACACUGUGCCCAACACCUCUCCCACGGCUGCCUCUGUCAGCACUGACAUCAACGGUCAGGCUGUUUACGCAGCCUGUCAGACCAUCCUAGAAAGGCUGGAACCCUUCAAGAAAAAGAAUCCCAAAGGCUCCUGGAAAGACUGGGUCAAAGCUGCCUACGAGGAUGCAGUGAGCUUGUCUGCUACUGGGUUUUAUAAGACACCCAACCUUGGCUACAAAUUCGAGACAAACUCCGGGAAUCCCUUCCACUACUUCACCUAUGGGGUGGCUUGCUCUGAAGUAGAAAUUGACUGCUUAACAGGGGAUCAUAAGAACCUCCGCACCGAUAUUGUCAUGGAUGUUGGCUCCAGUUUGAAUCCUGCCAUUGACAUUGGACAGGUGGAAGGGGCAUUUGUCCAGGGCCUUGGCCUCUUUACCCUGGAGGAGCUGCACUACUCCCCCGAGGGCAGCCUGCACACCCGCGGGCCCAGCACCUAUAAGAUACCUGCAUUUGGAAGCAUCCCCAUUGAAUUCAGGGUGUCCCUGCUCCGUGACUGCCCCAACAAGAAGGCCAUCUACGCAUCCAAGGCUGUUGGGGAGCCGCCCCUCUUCCUGGCUGCCUCCAUCUUCUUCGCCAUCAAGGAUGCCAUUCAGGCAGCUCGAGCUCAGCGGGCAGAUUAUAGUACGAAGCAACUUUUCCAGCUGGACAGCCCUGCCACCCCGGAGAAGAUCCGCAAUGCCUGUGUGGACCAGUUCACCACCUUGUGUGUCACUGGAGCACAGGAGAACUGUAAGCCCUGGUCUCAGAGGGUCUGAAGAGAAAGUCCCCAGCAGAGUGUUCUUGUGCUACAGUGGAGCUUCCAUGGAGCAGGAAGCACAUACUACAAAACCCAAAUCUGUACAAGCUGGACAACAAAGCUGUGAUUCAGCAGGAAGAACUGGAAUGCAUUGGAAGAUUUUGAAAAAAUAUGAUUUGCAAACAAUGAUGAUCAAAUUUAGAACUGUGAAGCCUAAGAGGCAGAGAGGCAGUUGGGGUCAUUUCAAGAAUGAUGAUUUUUCUAGAAUGUUCUGGGGCAAGUCUGUUUUAAUCAUGGAUUUGGGGAAGGUUUAGGAAGUGUUUGUGCGAUGUCCCCACUCACUGGACAGCCUGUGUAACCUCAAGUGCUAAUGGUGUCUGUCCCUCCAAGAGGAUUCCCACAAACCUCCAGAAACUUAAACCAAAGUUGUUCUAAAUCUGAGUGCCUUCCUCAGGAAGCCUUUCCUUCAAACCAACGAUUACCAUCUUAUAACCUCAACCAUACUCACAUUUUACAACGAAACAGUGAGGUGAGAUUAAAACCUCUAACUACCUUUGCGUCACUAGAGAAAAUAAUAAAGAAUGAAGGAAAUCCAGGGUUAAUUGUAUCUAAUUUUGUUAAUCUGCAUAAAGUAAAAUUACUCUAUAACACAAAAAUCCAACUGUCUCACUUACUGGGAACCUGCAAUGUGCUAGAUUUCUUCCCUUUGUGUAUUUCAAAAAAGAUCAAAUUUAAGAUCAGAUUUUCAUUUGAAGCCAGAGUAAAUCUCACCUGGAAAUGAUGCUAUUGAAAUCAAUACCAGCCAGAGGGAAAGUGAGGAGGCCUGGGUGCUCAUCCAGGCUCUGUCCCUGCCUGUGUGACCUUGGAAUGUCAUUCCCCCCUUUCUGUGUUUCAUUUUACUGCAAAAUGAAAGGAUUGGAUGGGAAUAAUCUCUGAGAUCUUCUUCUGCUCUAAGUCUAUAAAUACAUGACCUGAAAACUCUAGUUAUAUAAGGGACCUGCAGCUAUCAAAGACUUGGCUCUCUUACUAAGAAGCAAUGUCUGGGCUGAAUGAACUCCACUUAAAAUCCCUCAAGCUCUUGCGGUUGGUAAAGAACAGAAGAGAGACAAACGUCUCCUUUGGUUUCUCCAACAGGUGAUUUCACCACAACGUAGUACUGGGUGGCCAACGAGACAUUGUCAUGUGCCUUCACUGUCCAAAAUAUCCAGCCUGCCAGACAGAGUCUGUGGUUCUGGCCAUAGAAGGAGCACGAUGGAAACUGUGCAGUUGAGCUGGUGCUUGAUGUCACUAAUAAAUGAAACUGUCAGCUGGU
This is a messenger RNA of Ictidomys tridecemlineatus (thirteen-lined ground squirrel), 5389 nucleotides long. The record is from RefSeq and is a predicted model, not a curated record. Lineage: Eukaryota; Metazoa; Chordata; Mammalia; Rodentia; Sciuridae.